GCGCUGUGCCAGUCUGAUCCACGCGGUGAGGGCGGGUGGAUCAGGAAGUCAGGCAGGCAGAGACUACAUUGGCUGUUUUUCGAGUCAAUUAAUUUCGACUCCAGUUAUUUUGAACUUUGAGAAGGGUGCCGUGAAACACAACAGAAUGGCUGACUAUCUGAUCUGCGGAGGAACAAGCUACGUUCCCGAAGAUGGCAACACCGGGGCUCAGAUGUUCGCUUCAGGGGAAGGCCUCACCUACCAAGACUUCAUUAUCCUUCCUGGUUUCAUUGACUUCACAGCUGAUGAAGUGGACCUGACUUCUGCCCUGACCAAGAAAAUAAGUCUGAAAGCCCCACUGGUGUCCUCCCCAAUGGACACAGUCACAGAGUCCGAAAUGGCUAUUGCUAUGGCACUUUGUGGUGGCAUUGGUAUCAUCCAUCACAACUGUAAUCCAGAUAUCCAGGCCCAGGAAGUGAUGAAGGUCAAGAAAUACAAACAUGGAUUCAUCCGUGAUCCUGUUUGCCUCACUCCUGACCACAGGGUGAGUGAUGUAUUUGAAGUGAAGAAGCGUCAUGGGUUUGGUGGCAUCCCCAUCACAGAGGAUGGCAAGAUGGGCAGUCGACUGAUGGGUAUUGUCACUUCCCGAGACAUUGACUUCCUGGAGCCCAAUUCAGACAAGCUGCUUUCUGAGAUCAUGACUCCCUUUGAUGAUCUGGUCACUGCUCCAGCCGGAGUCAGUUUGGACAAGGCCAAUGAAAUAUUACAAAGAUCCAAAAAAGGGAAGUUGCCCAUCAUCAAUGAACACUUUGAGUUGGUGGCCCUCAUAGCACGGACGGAUCUUAAGAAGUCUAGGAACUUCCCUAAUGCUUCUUACGAUGCCAACAAUCAGCUCUUGGUUGGAGCUGCCAUUGGUACCCGAGAGACUGACAAAGUGAGGCUGCAGAUGCUGGUCCAUGCAGGAGUGGAUGUGGUAGUUUUGGACUCCUCACAAGGUAACUCCAUCUACCAGAUCAACCUGAUCCGUUACAUCAAGAGCACCUAUCCAGAACUACAGAUCAUUGGUGGCAAUGUUGUGACAGCAGCACAGGCCAAGAACUUGAUAGAUGCAGGAGUGGAUGGGCUGAGGGUUGGUAUGGGGGCUGGCUCCAUCUGCAUCACACAGGAGGUCAUGGCUGUAGGCAGGCCACAAGCCACUGCUGUCUACAAGGUCGCAGAAUAUGCUCGGAGGUUUGGUGUGCCAGUCAUGGCUGAUGGAGGAAUUAGCUCUGUAGGUCACAUCAUCAAGGCUUUGUCCCUUGGUGCCUCCACAGUGAUGAUGGGCUCGAUGCUGGCGGGAACAUCAGAGGCACCCGGGGAAUACUUCUUCAGCAAUGGAGUGCGUCUGAAGAAGUACCGUGGCAUGGGUUCCCUUGAGGCUAUGGAGUGUAAGGGUAACAGUGGUGGUGCUGCCGACAGAUAUUUCCAUGGGGAAGGAGACACUAUCAAGGUGGCACAAGGAGUGAGUGGUUCCAUUGUCGACAAGGGUUCCAUCCUUCGCUUCCUCCCAUACCUGGUGUCUGGCAUCCAACACGGCUGUCAGGACAUCGGCUCCAAGUCUUGCUCCAUGCUCAGUGAGUGGAAACAAGAAAACUUGGAGCUCGUUUCCUGAGGUCACCGUGAGUCACAAGAGAGGGCCAUGCUGUAUAGUGGCGAGCUGAAACUUGAGCGUCGCACUAUUUCGGCCCAGAAAGAGGGCACCGUCCACAGCAUGUACUCCUACGAGAAGAGGCUGUACUAAUCAACCGGGGAAUCUCACGUUGUGCUGUGAUGUUUGCUGUCCUGUUGUACUGCCACCAAUAACAUAAACUGACACAAACCAUGUACCGUUAGUCCCAAUGUACUUAGUGCUGCCACCACCUGUUGUACUACUACUUCCUCUCCUCUUUUAGUGAUAUGCCACCAACCUGUGUCCUGACAGUGUACAAUAAGACAGUCAUCCACAACCCAAACUUAAGAAAGGUCAUUGACUUGUUACUUAAAUAAUGUGUAAUCAAAAUUCAUUAAAAGUUUCAGUGAUUCUGAUGUACAGUAAUUAAUGUAGUACAUGAUAAUAUGUACAAUUCUGUGGUGAACAGUUUUCUGUCUGGCAGCUAAGUGCUGUAGUGUCAGAAAUGCUUCUGUUGUUGGCCAUGCUCUUGACUUGUGAUUUCCUCUUCCUCGCAUAAUACACAGUAGUCCAACCAACUCAUCCCAUCUGCAGGUUCUACUUCUUCACCCUUUUCUGUCUUUACAUUUCACAAACUUACCAAAGCUUAUUAAGCAUUUUCACUAGAGACAUAUUUUGUAUCUCUAAAAUACCAAUGAAGAUACCAGACAUGUAUUCUUCAUACUUUUCUAUUCUUUUUUACUACCAAAAUAUCUGUACUUAAACUUGCCUAGUGUUUUUUUACCUAUUUCUUCCUUUUAUUUAUCUAAUAUAGAGUACUUGGUUAUUGUUUGUUUUGAGAAGUUUACGAGAAUAUUGAGUUUUGGUAUCUGAAUCCCAUUUGAUCUUAACGUAUUUAUUAGAGAACAAAAUACACACACAGUUAACCAUCUCGUGGCAUUAUACUGACUGAUAUGUAUCUUUGACUGCAGCUGGUGUGAGCUGUGACCAGUGUUUUUGUGCUACUUUGUCUAUGUGUUGUUAGUUGCAUGGAAGUUGAUUGGUUAGAAAAGUAUCUCAUCUAGAACACAUCAAACUCUCAAAUCAGAAAAAACGAAUUCCAAAAACAUGGCAAAAAAGACAAAAUAUUAAUGAAGAGUAAUCUUUAGUGGUGAAAGUUACAUGAAUGAUGAUGCAGUUGAAAGUGUUCACUCUUAAAGUCCUUAUUCUUCACAUGAAAGUUCAAAGACAAUGUUCCCAUGUCUUAUGAAAGAAGUUUUAUGCAUCUCCUAUUUCUAUACUAAGACACUAAUUAGUGUCUCAAAAUAAUGUUACCUGCAGAGAAUACAAUCAAAAGGUAAUAAUAAUGAUGGUGCUUUCGUAAAAACUUUAAUUUGUAUUUUGUUUUGAGAGAUUGCAGUGUACUUGUAGGAUAGGAUGUGAAUGAUGUUAGCAGUACCACUUCAUUAGGACAGUGUCAAUCCACUUGAAUCCGAUUAGAGUACAAAGUCGGUGAAGUUACUUGGCUGAUCAUAUCAGUGACUACCUACAUAAGAUGACAGAGUUUUUUGUCAUUUAUAUUGUACUGAACACUUCGUUGAUAUAACUUUUAUGUGAUGCCCUACCACAAUCCAUAAGGAACAUUAGGCUCCUGUCUGUGCCAACAUAAUAGUUAUAGCUCACCUGUGUGUCAACAGUUGUGGGUUGUACCUCUAAUAUUGUGCUGUGUAAAGUUAUUAUCAGGGAUUUCAAAUGUUUUACAGUGUUGUAUGUGUACUUUUGAUAUUUCCUUAUCCAUAUACAUUCGUGUUUUAUUGUGGUAUACUGAAAUAUGCAUCAAAGAUUUUAAGAGCUAAUUAUGUAAGAUGUUUUUGCAUUUGCAAGCCUCAAAAAAUGAAAGACUAUAUUUACCACAUUCCAGAUGAUACUGAAGCACCAUUACUCUUUUUCUUAUACAGAAAUUUAUAAUGCAGUAGAUACUCAGUGCAAUAAAUCAGCCAGUUUGUCCUUAUGUAAUACAGAAUUUGAAGCUAUGAUAAAUUGGAGGAGUCUUAUGUUGACUCCAGAAUCUGCCUAACAAUUCCUAACAUAUUCCUGCCAUCUACUUUGUUUAUUCCUCUAACAUUAGUUCACAAGAUAAUAUGUUUUUACAACAUCUUAGUACUGAUAUUUAUUCUUUAAAUAUGAUAGUGAAGACAAACUUCCAGUAAAAUUGUUUUAUUGAUAAGAGGUAUGUGAAUAUAUUUGUUGAUGGCUGAUUUUUUGCUUUUUAAUUUGCAUAUUGUAAAAUACAUGUAACAAAGUAGGUACAUGUUUUAUCAUGUGUCAUUCAGGCAACCCAAACAUCUUUUGCAUUAUUAUUGUAUAUUGGUCAUUGCAUAGGUUAUGGAAGCCAGGUGGUAUAAUUUGUAUAUGAAUAUGAAUAUGAUCUCAUCUCAGUUAGAUGAUGUAAUAAUUUUGGUUGAUGCAGAAAUAUUCCAGAAAAAUGUAGCUUCAAGGAGAUGA
This is a messenger RNA of Portunus trituberculatus (swimming crab), 4111 nucleotides long. It is a transcript of the gene ras, whose product is annotated as inosine-5'-monophosphate dehydrogenase 1-like. NCBI's taxonomy places the organism in Eukaryota, Metazoa, Arthropoda, Malacostraca, Decapoda, Portunidae. Gene Ontology annotation, molecular function: IMP dehydrogenase activity. The transcript is spliced from 13 exons. The record is from RefSeq and is a predicted model, not a curated record. The coding region runs from base 146 to 1630 and encodes 494 amino acids. Gene Ontology annotation, cellular component: cytoplasm. Gene Ontology annotation, biological process: GTP biosynthetic process.